UGUAAUUAUGAAAUUAUUAGAAAAAGAUCCACAUAAUAGAUAUUGGGAUUGUUACACCCUAAUUAAUGAUUUAAUCAAGAUAAAAAAUGAUUAUGUUGAUUUAUCUUUGAAAGCUAAUGAUCAAAUUUCAAAAAUUGAACCCUUGGCUAAAUUCUUAAUCAAAGAAACUCUUCAUUUCCCUGAAAAAAUUGGGUUGCCGCCAACUUUUAUAACUCCAAAUACUAUUUUUGGUAGAACACAUAUCUAUCGUGAUUUUUUGAAAACUUAUGAAUCAAUGAGCCAAGGUAUGAGUUGGUUGAUGAUUGAUGGGAACGUUGGUGUUGGUAAAUCAACAGUCUUGGAAGAUUUAAAAUCUAGCGCUAUUUCGAAAUAUGAUUUCUAUGUCUUGUGGAAGUUUUCAGGUGACGAUCAAAACGUUUCUCUUUAUUCUUGUUUCUUGAAUGGUAUGAGAGAUAUUAUUAAGCAAAUUUUAUCCUCAUCUAUUGAAAAUAUUGCAAAAUGGAGAGAUAUCUUAACUUCUAAAAUUAAAUUGGACUUGAGUAUUUUAUUCAAAACAAUUCCCGAAUUAAAAGUUUUAUUGGGUCCAAAAUAUACUAGCAUUCAUCAAAAUAGAAGGGAGAGGAGAAAUACUUCUGAAAAUCAUCAAGAAAUCGAAGAUCAGGCAGGCGUCAUUGAUUUGGAAAAAGUUAAAGAUGAUGAAAUAGCGAAAAAUUUGAAAAAAAUCGAUUUGGAAUUGAAUGAAGACCAAAAAGCUGAAGUUGAAUUGUAUUAUGGUGGCUCAGCUGGUGUCGAUGAUCAAUUAAUCAAUUUAGAAAUUAAGUUUAGAUACAUCUUGAAAGCUUUUUAUGGUUUGGUUUGUUCUCAAGGAUUGACUGUUCUUUGGGAUGAUAUUCAAUGGUGCUCUGAAAAAGAAUGGGGUAUGUUGAAUGAGAUCAUGGAGUUCUUCAAAGUAAACGAGCUAAAACUUUCAUUGAAAUUUAUCGCUGUUUAUGGAUAUGAUGUUAAUGGUAAUUUUGAAGAAAAUACUGUUACCGAUAUACAAGAUAUUAAAGACUCGCUUAAACGAAAUAAUAUUCCACUUUAUGAAUAUACUUUGGACCCUCUCAAUAAAGAGGAAUUAUCAAAUUAUAUACAGACAUGCUUUACUUUCAGUCUGGCUCCUGAAUCAGAUAUUGAUAAAACUAGUAUGGGCUCAAUGAUUGUAAAAGAUUCCGUUAACGAGAUACCUUUUAUCGGUCGUCAUGUUGCAAAUGAUUUCUCGAAUAAUAUUAAAGAUGAAGAAAUCGAAGCCUUGACUCCCAACUUGUAUGAAGAUUGCGGAGGGAGUGUUCUCAAUUUAAAAUACUUAAUACGUGGUUAUUAUUUAUCUGGUGAAUUGGUUUAUGUUAAUAGGGUAAACGGAAAUAAUGUAUUUUAUAAACUCAUCAAAACAAAAAGUUUAGAACGAGUCAACAAAGAAGACGCUAUCAAUUUUUACCUCACCAAAGCUUUGUCUGAAGAAGCAAGGUGGCUAUUAAAAUUUGCUGCUUUGGUGUAUGUCGGUGAUCAUUUUACCUUAUCAGAUUUAAUGAUUGUUACAAAGCUUCCCAUGAGAAAAAUUUAUGAAUUACUUAACUUAUGUAUGGAAACUAAAAUAAUUGUUCCUAAUAGCACAUAUUACAAGUUGCCAUUUCAUAUCAUUUCAACUAGUGAAUUUCCUUUUGAUAUAACUGAUUCUUUGAUUUGGGAAUUGGCCUCAGAAACUCGUUAUCGAUUUUACCAUGGGUCGAUUCAGCUGCAAUUACUAAAAGAAAUGGCCGAUGAUAAUGAUCUACAUGAAUACCAUCGCUUGUGUGGUUUAGGAUUGUACGGAAGAAUAAAGAAACAACCUCAUACAAGUGUUUCAAAGUUCUUGAUUAUGGCCACUCAUCUUCUCAAAUCGCUAUCGAUUGCGAAAAAGGAUGAACACGAAACUUAUGUGGAAGCCCUUAUAGAUGCCGCAAGAUAUGCUGCAUCUACAUACAAUUUAGAGAGUUCUUUGAACUUUUUCAAAGGAGCUGAAAAUCUUAUACCAGAAUCCGAUAGAAAAGGCAAGUUGAAGAGCACUCUAACCAUUUGUCAAAUUAAUUUCUAUUUGAAGAAUUUCGACGAAUGCUUAAGAAUGAUUUCACAGGCUGAGAAAAAGUUUGGUUUUGAUGAAACAAUGUUUUUAAUUACCAGAGUUCGCUGUUUAUUUCAAUUAAAAAGAUUUAAACAAGGUUUGAAAUACGCAAUUAGGGGUUUGAGAAAACUAGGAGUCGAUGUUCAUACUAAUCCUGAAAAGUGUAAGGUUAUCUCGGACCGUUUACUUCAUAGACUUCCAUUGUCGGUUCCGGAAAUUCGAAAGAUGAAAUACUUGCCCAAAACUACUAACCCCAAGAUUUUAAUGAUCUAUGAAUUGAUAUCUGAUAUCAUAGCACCCUCUUAUAUGUGCCAUAUGGAUAGUUUGAGAAAAGCAUUGGUUACUCAAAUGACCAUUUUAAUGCACACUUAUGGUGUUUCAUCAUAUUGCACAAUGGGGUUAAUUGAAUUUGCCAACAUUUUCCUCGAUUCCGAUACAGAAGCAGGUAUGAUGAAAUCAAUGGAAUUAUGUAAGUUAGCUUUAUCUUUAGUUGAUAAUGAUCUGGGUGUGUCUUCUACAGUUUCUCAAAAUGUUUAUGAAGUUUAUGUUGCUUCGAUGGCUGCAUUCACUGAACCUAUGUCGGAUAUUUUAAGGUAUUACACUGUUUUCCUUUCCAGCUCUAAAGCUGCUGGCAGAGUUGAUUUUAGUUCAAUGUCAACUGUUCUUGAUUGCUCGAAACUCCAUUUAUUGUUCUGGACUGGUCAACCAUAUAAUGUCAUGUUGAAACAAGGAUCUUAUCAAAUCAUUGGUCCUGAUAAAGAAGGGGGUCAUAAGCUACAAUGGGAUGUGUUUAGAUUAGCACAUGGAUCGCUUACGUUAGAAGAUUAUAAAGCUAAGCAUUCCAAAUUCAGAAAUUCCAGUAGAGAUUUUGAGUUUUGUUAUUUAGUUGGUAUCGUUUAUUGGUACUGUGCACAUGGUUUGUAUGAUGAAGCUACUAAAGUAAUUUUAGAAAAAGCAUAUCCAACACUGAAUAAGCUUCCCAUAACCAUUAUGCAUUUUGAGUUUUAUUACCAGUGUGCAAUUGCAUUGACUAGAAAUCAUGGAACUAUGCGUCAAGCUGGUUUUGAAGUUGCAAAAGAAAUUGCAAAAAAAUUUCAGUUAUGGGACGAAUUUUCCCCUGCAAACUUUCAUGCUAAGAACUUGAUCAUCAAAGCUUCUUUAAAUACCAUUAACAGAUCAGUUUCUCCACUUGAUACUCUAGAUCUAUAUGAAGAAGCUAUUGAAAGAGCUAGGGAAUAUAACUACUGGCAUGACGUUGCUCAUGCUCACUUACUCUGUGCCACUUGGUUAAUAAGUACUAAUCAGAGUAACAAUAGGGCUCAGUUCCAUGCUAAAAAUGCUCUUCAUUUGUAUAAAAGGCUUGAUGCGGAGGUCAUGGUUGCGAGGAUCAACAAGCAAUGUGGUGAGUUCUUCGAGGAUUACAAUUGGGCAGGCGUGGAAGCAAUUAGAACAAACGACUUUCCACCCACUCCAAGUCAAGGGGCUGGCCCUGCUCCUCUCAGAAGUAUUCUUAAAAACUUCUUUGGUGAUGACAUAAACGAAGAAUUUCCUGGAAAACUAAGCAGAAGAAGUAGAUUAUUAGGAUCUAUUUCGUCGUCAAAUCGUACGAAGGUACAUGAAAACAAAACUGAUGAAGUAAAUAAACAAAAAUCUGCAGAUUCUUAUGAAGUGGAUACGGAAGACGACCCUCGAGAAAAUGUAAUGAAUGACUUGACAAAAGCUAUAAAAGCUUGUUUAACAAUUUCUGAGUGUUCUAACAACGAAACGAUUGUUUUAAGUUUACUAGAAAGUACAAUUUUAUUCUCAGAGGUUGAUUACGGGGUCGUGAUCAUAAAUUCCAAUAAUGAACCGACUAUCCAAGCCAUAGGGUCGCCUAAUAAUGUGUAUAAAUUGGAAAAUGAACCACUUAGCUCAAGAACUGAUUUAUGUCCGUUUUCAUUAAUAAUCCAUAGUCUACAUACUGGUGAAAUAACUAGUAAAGAUGAGGACCCAGUAUAUUUUGAUAACAGGUUUGGUAAAGAUGACUAUUAUACCCAUAAUAAGUGUUUUGCAAUGAUAUGUAUUCCAUUGAGAACACAGUCUGGUAUUUUUGGAGCUGUUUAUUUGGAAAAUCAAAUGAACACAUCCAAUGCUUCUUUACCAUUUUUCAAUAGCAGAAAGAAAGAUUUGCUUGAUUUGUUAUGUUCACAAGCUGCUGUUUCUUUAGAUAAAGCCAUCUUAUAUUCACAAAUGGAAGUUGCUAAACGUGCUGCUGAAGAUGCUACCGCCGAAAAGGCUAGUUUCCUUGCAAACAUGUCCCACGAAAUCCGUACUCCUUUCAAUUCUUUAUUAUCAUGUUCUCUUUUCUUAUUAGAUACUGAGCUAACAAGAACUCAAAGGGAAUAUGUUGAGACAAUCAAAAGUUCUGCAAUGGUUACUUUGAGUAUUAUCGAUGGUAUUUUGGCUUUUUCUAAAAUCGAACAUGGCUCGUUUACUUUGGAUAGUGCCCCAUUUUCAUUGAAUGAAUGCGUUGAGAGUGCUAUUCAAUUAGCCGGUGAACAAGCUGCUGCAAAUGAUAUAGAAUUAGUGUAUUUCAAUAGAUGUCAAUUCAUUGACACUAUUAUCGGAGAUGUUACUAGAUUUAGACAAAUUAUCAUUAACUUAGUUGGUAAUUCUGUUAAGUUUACCGCACAAGGUUAUAUUAUGGUUGAAUCUGUGGCCACUCAGAUAGCAGAAAAUCGUUAUCAAAUUCGAGUUUCGGUAAGGGAUACUGGUAUUGGUAUACCGGAUGAUGCUAAAUCUAAAGUUUUUGGUGCAUUUUCACAGGUUGAUGCCUCAUCCAUUAGAGUGUAUGGAGGAUCAGGUUUGGGAUUGGCUAUUUCUAAAAAACUAGCUGAUAUUAUGAAUGGUAGUUUAACAUUUGAGAGUAAAGAAGGUGAAGGAAGUACCUUUCAUUUCAUAUCUAGUGCUGAUGUAAAUUUAAGGAAGGAACCGGAAGUUGAAUUUGACGAAGAAGAAGCAACCAAAUUAGGAUUUAGUAACAAGGCUUUAAUUUUGGAUAAUCAUUCAUUAGGAAAAAUUGCAUUAAAAGAACUUUUAGAGUCAUAUGGGUUAAAAGUAGCUGAAAUCAGUACAAGUUCGGAAUUUUUUGAUUCCAAAGAAGUUUUCACCAUAAUUUUUGUUCAUCACAACUUAUUAGAUGAAUUCAAGCCUAUAUCUGAAAAAUUAGAUAAGAAUAAGUCAAGAGUUAUUCUAAUUGCCAAGUUUGGUAAAUCUUUACCAGCAGAUCUUGAAAAAUAUAAUAUUCAUUCUGUUUUAUUAUCACCAUUCCAUAGACUGAAGGUGAUUUCUUUAAUUCAGCAAUUGAAAAAAGAUAUGAAGGAUCCUACCAGGUAUUCGAAAGGUAUUGCAAUGGAGCAAACGGGGCUUCGUGAUAGUCCUAAACAAAAUUCUCCAGAUUCUUUAUAUAUUGCUGAUAAGUAUCCAUUAAGAAUAUUAUUAGCUGAAGAUAAUUUGAUUAAUAUUAAAGUUGCAUUACAACAUUUGAAGAAACUAGGAUAUAAUGCCGAUCAUGCCAAAGAUGGUAUUGAAGUGUUAGAAAAUUGUACGGCAUUACUUGAAAAGAAUGAAAAAUACGAUGUUAUUUUAAUGGAUAUUCAAAUGCCUCGUAAAGAUGGUAUUGCGGCUACAAUUGAAUUAAAAGAGAAGUUUAUUCAAGAAGGUAAAGCUGAUAUGUUACCAAGCAUUGUUGCUUUGACUGCUAAUGUUGCUGGUGAAGACCGAGAAAGAUCAUUAAAUUGUGGAAUGGUUGAUUUCAUAUCGAAACCAAUCUUACCCAAUGAAUUAAAGAGGGUUUUACAAAACUUAGGAGAGAAAAUCAAUGGAGAACAUGAUUGACCUGUUCAUUUAUACAAACAUAUUAAUAGACGA
Messenger RNA from Hyphopichia burtonii NRRL Y-1933, 6049 nucleotides. It is a transcript of the gene CHK1, whose product is annotated as Chk1p. The annotation marks the transcript as partial. The transcript has a single exon. NCBI's taxonomy places the organism in Eukaryota, Fungi, Ascomycota, Pichiomycetes, Serinales, Debaryomycetaceae. The record is from RefSeq and is a predicted model, not a curated record. Gene Ontology annotation, molecular function: phosphorelay sensor kinase activity. Gene Ontology annotation, biological process: phosphorylation; phosphorelay signal transduction system.